AUGGUUCUCUCAAAAACAGCCUCUGAGUCCGAUGUCUCCGUCCACUCAACCUUUGCUUCUCGCUAUGUUAGAACUUCACUUCCCAGAUUCAGGAUGCCUGAGGAAUCGAUACCAAAGGAUGCAGCAUAUCAGAUCAUAAACGAUGAACUGAUGCUGGAUGGAAAUCCUAGAUUGAAUCUAGCAUCGUUUGUGACAACAUGGAUGGAGCCAGAGUGUGAUAAACUCAUCAUGGCUUCCAUCAACAAGAACUACGUUGACAUGGAUGAAUACCCUGUCACCACUGAAUUACAGAAUCGGUGUGUUAACAUGAUAGCUCAUCUUUUCAAUGCACCACUUGAAGAAACUGAGGCUGCAGUUGGUGUUGGAACUGUUGGUUCAUCUGAGGCUAUAAUGUUAGCAGGAUUAGCAUUCAAAAGAAAAUGGCAGAACAAAAGAAAACUAGAGGGAAAGCCUUAUGACAAACCCAACAUUGUCACUGGAGCCAAUGUUCAGGUUUGUUGGGAGAAAUUCGCAAGGUACUUCGAGGUGGAGUUGAAAGAGGUGAAACUAAGUGAAGGGUACUAUGUAAUGGACCCUGAAAAGGCUGUGGAAUUGGUUGAUGAGAACACUAUUUGUGUUGCUGCUAUUCUUGGUUCAACGCUGAAUGGCGAGUUUGAAGAUGUUAAACGCUUAAACGAUAUCCUUGUUGAAAAGAAUAAGGAAACUGGAUGGGACACUCCUAUUCAUGUUGAUGCAGCUAGUGGCGGGUUCAUUGCUCCAUUUAUUUAUCCAGAGCUUGAGUGGGAUUUUCGUUUACCUCUAGUGAAGAGCAUUAACGUUAGUGGACACAAAUAUGGUCUUGUUUAUGCUGGAAUUGGUUGGGCUAUUUGGAGAAGCAAGGAUGAUUUGCCUGAGGAACUCAUCUUUCACAUCAACUAUCUUGGAGCUGAUCAACCUACAUUUACCCUCAACUUUUCCAAAGGUUCUAGCCAAGUUAUUGCUCAAUACUAUCAAAUGAUUCGCCUUGGUUUUGAGGGGUAUAAAAAUGUGAUGGAAAAUUGUAGAGACAACAUGAUAGUACUAAAAGAAGGACUCGAGAAAAUGGAGCGCUUCAACAUUGUGUCGAAAGACGAUGGUGUUCCUCUAGUUGCCUUCACAUUGAAGGACCAUACAAACUUCGACGAAUUCCAAAUUUCGGACUUGUUGAGGCGCUUUGGCUGGAUUGUUCCGGCAUACAGCAUGCCUCCAGAUGCUCAACACGUAACUGUUUUACGCGUUGUCAUAAGGGAGGAUUUCUCGAGAACUCUAGCAGAGCGCCUGGUAGCCGAUAUCGAGAAAGUGUUGCACGAGCUCGAUGCACUUUCAGCGAGGAUAAGGAUGAUAAGUAGCAGUAGCAGUGUUACGGUUCUUGAAGAAGUCGUGAAGAAUAAUGGUGGAGUUGUGGCAGCUAAAAAGAGUGCUUUGGAGACUCAAAGAGAAAUAACUGCGGUUUGGAAGAAGUUUGUGUUGGAAAGGAAGAAGUUGAAUGAUAAAAUGAAUGGCGUUUGCUAG
Molecule: messenger RNA, 1530 nt
Organism: Vicia faba (fava bean)
Lineage: Eukaryota; Viridiplantae; Streptophyta; Magnoliopsida; Fabales; Fabaceae
Source: the annotation of a GenBank genome assembly